Messenger RNA from Truncatella angustata, 596 nucleotides. RefSeq lists its product as uncharacterized. The record is from RefSeq and is a predicted model, not a curated record. Lineage: Eukaryota; Fungi; Ascomycota; Sordariomycetes; Amphisphaeriales; Sporocadaceae. The coding region runs from base 207 to 506 and encodes 99 amino acids. The transcript has a single exon.
AGACAAAAAGAAUCCGCGCACCUUGACUUGCUCGAUAUGCGUGCACGAGCGCCGAGGAACCGAUACCAUGACACUUUUUUUUGCAAGUGGCUACGGAUACCUUCGACGGCAAACGAGUAUAUCGAGCUAGCAUUCAAAUACCGUGGUAAGAGGAGAACCAAAACUGUAGACUUGGAGGAUGAAGUGGGCAAUCGAACUUCAGACUGAUGAGAGAGAGAGAGGCAUGGGGGGUGUCUCCAGCUGGUCAAUUGUUCCUCUGUCUCUGUUGCUGUCUCUCUCUCUAUUUCUCUCUCAAUCUCGCUCGCCAGUGCAACAACGACCGAACAACUGGUGUACACCCCCGUGUUGCGUUCGAUGCCUACUGUGUACUGUUGGAGGCGACGGGGACCCCCCAUGCUCUGUCUAGGCUAGUGACCCAACCACCCCUACCCCGGCUGAACGACAACAACCCAGCAAGCCCAGCACACACCUCCGGAGACUGGACUUGUUUGGUUUGGCUGAGCUAGGGUGCUUGCUAGGAUCACCCAGGCUAGGAUGCGAGGGUACUGGAGUACCUCAACUUACAAGGGACACACCCCCGGAAGCCAGUAUCGGCG